Molecule: messenger RNA, 8734 nt
Organism: Heterocephalus glaber (naked mole-rat)
Lineage: Eukaryota; Metazoa; Chordata; Mammalia; Rodentia; Bathyergidae
Gene: Cdh7
Product: cadherin 7
Biological process (GO): calcium-dependent cell-cell adhesion; cell-cell junction assembly; adherens junction organization
Cellular component (GO): catenin complex; plasma membrane; adherens junction
Molecular function (GO): beta-catenin binding; calcium ion binding; cadherin binding
Source: RefSeq, a predicted model, not a curated record
UUUAUUUUCCUGCGAAGGAAUCCAUCUGUACAGAUCUGACAGGAGGGAGGUGGAGGAGAGUGCGCGUGUGUGUGUGCGCGCGUGUGUGUGCGCGCGUGUCGGCCGACGGCUCCUUCUUCGCGUUCUUUGCCAACAGCCCUCAAUGGGUCUCCAGGAGGUACUGAAGUCUCAGUGGCUUCCCGAGCUGGCCUCGGACAGCGCUGACAGCCGCCACCCGCUGCGGGCGAGCUUCCUUCUCCGCCUCGGCGCCUCCUCCGGCUGGCCCCGGCGCGCUCUCUCCUUCUCUCCCGCGCUCGCCCUCUCGCCCUCUGGCGGGACGCGCGCUCCCGUUAGCUCUGGACCUGGUGUCUGAGCCGCUGGCACGAGCGGUGAGACUGUGGGACCAAGCGCCUGAGGCCCGGGCAGGGUCCCCGCGCCCUGUGAUUGGAGGAAGAGUCGCUGCUCUCCUGGCCCGAGCAGGUGCCAAAAGGGUGCCUUCAGUCCGCUCCGCGCUCGGAGCAGCGCGCGCAGUGUCCCAAGGCGCCCGCGGGCGCCCGACCACAGAGCACGCGUCCUUUCGGAUGCAAACGCCUGGGUUCCUGGCGCCUGAUGCCACCAGGAGGGCAGCGGGGCCCCAGGUACCUAUUACACCAUUCUUCGGCAAAAGCUAUUCAGCAGCGGUGACAUCUUCCAAUCCAACACUCUACAAAUUAUUAUCUCUGGACUCUCAGCUGACACCCUGCCGGAGGCAAGAGCUACUAAGCCAGCUGGAACUGUGCCUUUUCUCUUGUCAAGUUUUUUUUCUUACACAGGAAAAAGAAAAAAAAAAAAAAAGAGAGAUGAAGUUGGGCAAAGUGGAGCUCUGCCAUUUAUUGCAGCUAAUUGCUCUUUUCCUGUGCUUCUCUGGGAUGAGUCAAGCAGAGCUCUCAAGAUCUAGAUCAAAGCCCUAUUUCCAAUCAGGAAGGUCCCGGACCAAGCGCAGCUGGGUGUGGAAUCAGUUCUUUGUACUGGAAGAAUACAUGGGUUCUGACCCCCUCUAUGUAGGAAAGCUUCACUCUGAUGUUGAUAAAGGAGAUGGUUCCAUCAAAUACAUCUUGUCAGGCGAAGGGGCAAGUUCCAUUUUCAUUAUUGAUGAGAACACGGGGGAUAUUCAUGCUACCAAAAGAUUGGAUCGCGAGGAACAGGCCUACUACACUCUCCGAGCUCAAGCACUGGACAGACUCACCAACAAACCCGUGGAACCAGAGUCAGAAUUUGUCAUCAAAAUUCAGGAUAUUAAUGACAAUGAACCUAAAUUUCUGGAUGGUCCAUACAUGGCAGGAGUUCCCGAAAUGUCUCCUGUGGGGACUUCAGUGGUCCAAGUGACAGCAACUGAUGCUGAUGAUCCCACAUAUGGUAACAGUGCUCGGGUGGUCUACAGCAUUCUGCAAGGACAGCCAUACUUCUCAGUGGAACCCAAAACAGGCAUCAUCAAGACUGCCCUUCCAAACAUGGAUAGAGAGGCUAAAGACCAGUAUUUGCUUGUCAUUCAGGCAAAGGAUAUGGUUGGUCAAAAUGGCGGACUGUCAGGAACUACAUCAGUCACUGUGACCCUAACUGAUGUCAAUGAUAAUCCACCUCGUUUUCCUCGAAGGUCUUACCAAUAUAACGUCCCAGAAUCAUUACCAGUAGCCUCAGUUGUGGCCCGAAUUAAAGCUGCUGAUGCAGAUAUAGGAGCAAAUGCUGAAAUGGAAUACAAAAUUGUUGACGGUGAUGGAUUGGGAAUUUUCAAGAUAUCUGUUGACAAAGAUACACAGGAAGGAAUCAUUACUAUACAGAAGGAACUGGAUUUUGAAGCCAAAACAAGUUAUACACUACGGAUAGAAGCUGCAAAUAAAGAUGCAGAUUUCCGCUUUGUAAGCUUGGGGCCAUUUAGUGACACAACCACCGUGAAGAUAAUUGUAGAAGAUGUGGAUGAGCCCCCAGUGUUUUCUUCACCUUUGUAUCCCAUGGAGGUGUCAGAAGCGACCCAAGUUGGGAAUAUCAUUGGCACUGUGGCAGCUCACGACCCAGAUUCUGCCAACAGCCCUGUGAGGUAUUCAAUUGACAGAAAUACAGACUUGGAGAGAUACUUCAAUAUUGAUGCCAACAGUGGAGUUAUUACAACUGCAAAAUCUUUGGAUCGAGAGACAAAUGCUGUUCAUAACAUCACAGUCCUUGCAAUGGAGAGCCAGAAUCCAUCUCAGGUAGGAAGAGGUUAUGUGGCCAUCACCAUUCUUGACAUCAAUGACAAUGCCCCAGAGUUUGCCAUGGACUAUGAGACCAUGGUUUGUGAAAAUGCACAACCUGGCCAGGUCAUCCAGAAAAUCAGUGCCAUUGAUAAAGAUGAGCCAUCCAAUGGACACCAGUUCUACUUCAGUUUAACGAUGGAUGCAACAAAUAAUCACAACUUUUCCUUGAAAGAUAACAAAGACAACACAGCCUCAAUACUAACCCAGAGAAGUGGCUUCCGGAGACAGGAGCAAUCUGUUUACUAUCUGCCAAUUUUCAUUGUGGACAGUGGAUCCCCCUCACUCAGCAGCACCAACACCCUGACCAUCCGUGUGUGCGACUGUGACGCAGAUGGCAUAGCCCAGACCUGCAAUGCAGAGGCCUAUGUCUUACCUGCUGGCCUCAGUACAGGAGCCCUAAUAGCGAUACUUGCCUGUGUCUUGACAUUGUUGGUGUUGAUCCUCCUCAUCGUCACCAUGAGAAGACGGAAAAAAGAGACCCUCAUUUUUGAUGAAGAGAGAGAUAUCAGAGAAAAUAUUGUUAGAUAUGAUGACGAAGGUGGGGGAGAGGAAGACACUGAAGCGUUCGAUAUGGCCGCUCUGAGAAACCUUAACGUCGUCAGAGAUACCAAGACCCGGAGGGAUGUGACUCCAGAGAUUCAGUUCUUGAGUCGGCCGACUUUCAAAAGCAUCCCAGAUAACGUCAUUUUUCGGGAAUUUAUCUGGGAAAGACUGAAAGAAGCCGACGUUGAUCCGGGUGCUCCCCCAUACGACUCUUUGCAGACAUACGCCUUUGAAGGAAAUGGCUCAGUAGCAGAAUCGCUCAGCUCUUUAGAUUCCAUCAGCUCAAACUCUGACCAGAAUUAUGACUACCUAAGUGACUGGGGACCUCGCUUUAAACGUCUCGCAGACAUGUAUGGACCUGGCCAAGAGAGUUUGUACUCAUAGCCCUAGAACCUUAAUUUGAAAUGUACUGAAAAAAAGGUAACAUCAAAAAACACUACACACAGAAAGCAAGAACUCCAUGAGUUGGAAGAAAAUGGUUGUAAAUAUGUCUCCAUUUUUAACUGUUUAGGUUUCUGCCUUGGUGAAGCAUAUCUUCAUUAGACUUAUCCAAGGGACUGCACUGACCACAGACUCUGAGCAUUUGAAGGUUUUUUAAUAAAAAGAAAUUCUCAGCAGUUUGUGAAUAGAUAGCAACUCUAAUAUACCUGCAAAGGCACUUAACGUCCAUGAGUAGAUAGUGGCCUGUGUUACCAGUGAGCCAAUGGUGCCCCAGACAUACCUUCAUGGUACUGUCAGCAAGGAGGAAUAGAAUUAUUUCUGUGAGAGGAAUGUGCCGUCAAAAAGUCCUGAAAUUUCUUACAUUUCAAAACUUGGCACAAUUUAAUUUAUAGCAAUGCUUUUAGCUUGCUAAUAUGACAGAAUUCUGCAGAAUUUGAUUGCUGUUGGUUAGAAAAAAUAUUCUAUUUAGCAAUACAUAAAUUAUCAGAAUAUCAUUACCAAAUGAAAACCCUGCAAUAAAAGCCAGUAGAAAUUUUGUGUAAAUCAACAAAAGCCAUUGUUUGGCAAAAUAACUAAUGGAAUGUCCCAAACAAAAAAAGGCAGAUGAUUCUUCAAGUUGGUAAUAGCUUUGAGAUGCUUGUGUAGGUAUUUUUUUCAAAAGAAGUUGCUGUCUAUUCAUCACUUUUUUAUUAUCUCUUCUGAUUUGUACAGGAGAGUAUCUUUCAUUUUUUAUUUGACACAUGGUGUUAUAUUUAUUUUGGAGCUCCAAUCUUCACUAAAUUCAGGUCCAUCUUACUGCCUCAUAGUAUGAAUUUCAUCUGAACCUGCUGGUUUUUCUCCAGCCCGAGCUACAUGAAGGAGAUGAAGCAUGGAAUGGAGAAAUAAUCAUACAGCAAUUGAGCCCUGUCACAAUUCACAUCUCAAAGAGGAGCACAGCCACAAGGACGUACAAAUUGUUUUUCUGAGCCAUUAGAAUGUACAAACCAUUGAAAUAUAGUAUUUGUGUUUUAGAAAGACUUCAGAAGGAAUUGGGAUUUUCUUUAAUGCAAGAUUUAUUUUCCAAGACCAUUAAGUUCUGUACGUUCCAAAGAUGUUCAAGUAUUGGUUUCCCAACCUCUUUUGUUGUAAACAUAUUAAGUAAAAGACUGGAUUUUUAAACAAUAUAACAGAAAUUUUAAAUUUAUCUUAAAUUCUAAUGCAAAGGUUUCCCUCAAGAACUAGCCAAGUGUUGUAUAGUUUCUCUUGUGCUUUAAAUGUGCCAAAGUGAAGAGAGUAAUUGCAAGUAAUCAUUUGUGCUUAAAUUUGAGAUGAAUAUCUCAGUGUAAGACUUUUUUUUAACCAAAAUAAUAUUUCUACUUAUUUUUUCUGAGAUUAGUACUUGUUUAAUGUGCUUCUAAUCAAGUAAGAAUGGAUUUAUUUUUCCCUUAUAUUCUGCUAAAAAAAACCAACACAAUUCAUUGUUGGGCUCCUAACAACUUUACAGAUAAUGAACGCUGUGUAGGAAAUUGUGUUCUAUAAGUACUUCAUUCUAAAAGGAAGCUCUGGAACCAGAAUAUUAAUAUGCUGAUUACAUAAAGAGAAGCUACGUAGGAUUAUGUGAAUUUAAAGUCCAUAUUUAGAAGUGCAGUAUGUGAAAGUGGCCUUCAGCUUCAUAAAAAUAAAUAAUUCAAUAAAUUUGACUAUGUACAAAGAGUCCUUUAAUUUAAAUAAAGUUUUCUAGAUGAUUCAUGACAAGAUAGAUAUGCUUCUUGUUCUAUGAAUAUGCAUAUAUAAAAAUAAUUUUAUAACAGUGUAAAAGAAACUGUUUCUCUCAUUUAGUCAUAUGAGCAAGUUUUCCACAUUAAAAAAAAUAGUACACUUACCCAGUUCAAUAAAACCAGGCUGUGGUUCAGGAAUUAUAUAGUUGCUAAAUCAGCAAGGUGCUGAGAAAACAGUUUUCUAAUAAUUCCCUUGUUGUCUGAAAGAAGAUAAAAUAGUUUAGUACAUUUAGAUUAUGGUUUCAAAAAUGCUGAUUGUUGCAUACAUCACUGAAUAAAGGUUUGGAAAUACUGUAGAAAAAGCAUGUCACAUUAUACACCACAUUGUCUCUUCUUUUAAAAUGUAUGCAUAUUCUCCUUUUAUUUUAUUUCCCAGUAGUAGAUUGAGAAAAGAAAGAUUCAAGUUUGAAAUUUUGGCAUAUAUUCAAUUGUUAUUUCUGUGUAAAAUAUUGCAACAUAGUAUUGAACUUGGUUCAAUACUUGCUUGAGAAGUCUGAAAGUCCCUACUACAAUAGCAUUUAUCCAAAGUACUUUAGGAUUAAUUACAGUAGAAUUAAAUUUUUUAAAAUUUGGUUUUAGCUUUUCUUUUUUUUCUAAAAUUUAAUGUUAAAUAUUUUAUGUAAUCCUUCAGAGAUAGGCUUUCAUUUCUUUUAAAAAAGGUAUUGGAUUAGAUGAUUGAUGAAAUCUAUCUUUAAACUAAUUGUUUUUCUCCAAAUAAUCAUUUAGAUGAGAAGCAGUCAGAACCAGCUCUCAAGAUUCAUUCAUGUACAUCUCUUUCCAUGACCACUUAGGGUAAUCCUUUUGAGUAGGUUGAUGUCAGCCAUGUUGAGAAUGUCUAGACCUCCAUGGUAAUCACCACACACUACCCAUUUUUUUCUCAAUUAAUCACUUGUUGAUGCUUAUCAAAACUGUUGUUCUUAAGUUAUUUUAUAAAAAGUGACCUCAUGGUCAUAGAUACAGUAUGAAUGAACAGAAUAAAAAACAAUGACUUGCAGGAAACUUAUACUAUCUUAUAAAUAUGGAUGCACAAGUAAGUGAUUUCCUCAUAAAAAAUCUUUGGAUGUAUUUUUUUAAAAAAGGGAUGAUUAUAUUAUGAAGAGAUAUAGCUUAACAACUUUAAGUUCAAACAAUAAUUUAGGACAUCAAUUAAUUUAAAUAUUGUCUAUUUAAUCUAUACAGAGGUACUAAGAUGUACUCAUUAUGCACAAAAUAAUGUGCAUUUUGAAAAAUGUAUUUCUUUAAAAAUUAAUUACAUUUCAGUUUUUACUUUUUUAUGUCAAGAAACUACUCCCAAACACCAAUUGUGGGUUGUUAUUUUUGCAUAAUUGUAACCCAGCAUAAAAUAAGGAAACCAAAUCUUACUGAAAAAGUCUCAGGUCAAUUAUAAUCUUGAUUCCCAGAUCAGUCUCUCUUAUAAAGCAAUAUUUCAAGAUCAGCAACAGACCCAAAUCAGAGACAUUAAGGAAACAUUAGCCAAAUGUAAACAAUGUGUAGAUUUUCGGCAAGCAAAUACUAUGUGGACCUAGUAAAGUUUUGUUUUUUUUUUUCUUUUUCUUUGCCAUGAAGCUCCAUAAGGCUGUCUGCAGUUGUGGUUUGAUAACAAGAUAUGUACAGGAAGUAAGAGUGUGCAAGCGAUGAUAGCUGCCUUUUCACUCUGCACUCUGAGAAGGUUUUAAAUUAUUUUAACUUCAUGCACAAUUACAUUUACUACACUGGAUGAUGAGCAGACAUAGGCAAUUAUUCUCAAGCAUAUGUAAUAGUUGUACAUGAUAUGAGUAGUAUUGGUAAUAAGACCCACAUACUUAAAAAAUGCAAAAGCUAAUAGAGUGUCAGCAUUUAUAUUCAAAUAUAAAAUCUAAAAGAACUUAAACUUUUAAAUAUAUUGCAAGAGGCAAAACAAUUAAGCUUCAGUAUUUUAAAGUGCUUAAGCACCGGCUAUAAAUAUUAAUCUUUAUAUUUUCAUUUUAAUUUGACAUCUAUUGACUUAGAAUCUGUUCUAAUUACCAUAAUUGUUUUUUUUAAAUAAUCAUUUAAGAGUUUACUUAGAGUUAAUGUAAUUAUAGUUGAUUAAAGCUUCAACUUACUCUUGUAACCAUUUUUGGAAAGACAUGGCAGGAGGCAGGUGGAAUAUGUAUGGUAAUAGAGAAGCCAAAUUAUUUUCUGUUAAUCUAUGUUUUUGAUCUUACAUAUGCAGGUACUUUUAAUCACUAAUAAUGUUUAUUGUGAGAUAUACAACAGUGUAUGAAAGCUUAGCGAGGAAAGGUAGUAUAAUCAUAUUAGCUGUCUAGAUAUAAUAAAGAGUAACAAAGAACUAAUAGCAUUUGCAUUUUUAAUAUAAUUCAAUGAUUUUUUUUCAAAAUGGGAUCACCCCUAGACCAAAUGGAAAGUAUAUGAGGCUAUAAUUGGGCAAACGCUGCAGUGUAUAAUUCUAUGGAUACUUUUUUAAGCAAAAGAAGAUCAUAUGUACAUGUAAUCUUCUGACACUUUUUCAUUGUAAUGAUAAAUGCUACUGGCUCAGAUUUAAUGGAAAAGGAUAUGUGCUUCUGUGCUGUGUGUGUGUGCGUGCCUGUGUGCGUGCCUGUGUGUGUGUGUGUGGGAGAUAUUGCAAAGUAUGUCUUAAUCAACCUUAAUAAAAUAAGUCUAAUAUCAUCUAACACCAGUAUGUAAUUAUCAUUUUCCUAGAAAAUCUGGUACUGACUAAACGGAGAAGUAUUUUAUUUUUUUGACAAUCUAAUAUAUAUUUGGAGAAGGAUUUUGGUAGCUAACAGAAAAUGACUUACUGGUUAAUGUAAUUGCCACAUUUUAUUUUUAUUGUGUGAAUAUGAACUCAAGACUAACACAGACAAUCAUUUGCGAAUUACCAUGGAACGUCACCUUCUUAGUAUCAGUGCUGUGUACUAAAAAUUACCCUGGUUUGUGGUUACAGAAUCUAGGUCAGAGGCUCAAUGCAGGCUUGUUUUUGCUGAGCCUAAUACAUUAUUCUGUUUUGCUAAACUUUUAUAUAUUCAUGAUUAAAACUGAGUUAAUGACUAUUUUGUCUAUUUCUGAGGCUUGUGAGAUGAUUAAGUGAAGGUACUGUACUCUGUAAUCUGUAAAACACUGUGAAAAUGCAAGGACUUCUUAUGAAACAUUAUGAAAAUUAUGUUAAAAGGUUGAUUGUAUUUAUUAUUAUAUGGUAAGCACUGAUAAUUUCUUUUGGAGGAAAUAUGCACUGAUGAAGAAUACAUGCAAUUAGAACCUUAAACUAGGAAAAAUUAUUGAAAGAGAGACAAUUGGUAUAAUUAAUUGAAAUCUGACUUUAAAACCUUUAAGUGUUUAAAGUUUAGGGUCUAACAUGAGCUGAUUCAAUUAUUUAAAAGAAUUAGAGAUCAAUGCCAAGGAAUUACAAAUAAAGAACAAUUCUUUCUAUUCAUUGUGAUGACUGAAUGGAAGAGAAAGAGUUUUAGAUGAUUCCAGACUCACUGCAGAAAUAAAAAUACACCCAAAUAACAUUAUUAAAAUAAAAUAUUGAGUAGAAUAGGUAGCUAUACAGACAUUGAGAAUAGAGAAAAAUAAGUGAUUAUGUAGGCAAUUUGAUAAUUUUAUCAAUAACUGACAUAAUUAUUAAUUCAUAUACUUCAAUGUACUAAAAUACAGUAAAAUUAUGAUUUAUCAUUAAAAACAUUCUGAGUGCAAUAUACUAUUGUUUUGAUUCUAAUAUCUUACAAUGAUAUAUCUUAGCCUUUUAUAAAUGAAACAAUUAUA